Silurus meridionalis is the source of this 4461-nucleotide messenger RNA. RefSeq names its product cell adhesion associated, oncogene regulated (gene cdon). Gene Ontology annotation, molecular function: protein binding. NCBI's taxonomy places the organism in Eukaryota, Metazoa, Chordata, Actinopteri, Siluriformes, Siluridae. The record is from RefSeq and is a predicted model, not a curated record. Gene Ontology annotation, cellular component: plasma membrane; axon. Gene Ontology annotation, biological process: axon guidance; cell-cell adhesion; nervous system development.
UGCCCUGUUGUGGGCUUGCGGGGUUGGAACAUUCCUGGUUUGACGACCAGCCUGCGCCUUGACUGCCAUGAUUUGCUGAGCAAUUCGAUCCUCGCCUCGAGGAUGUGUGUGUGCGCGCGUGCGUGUGUGUGUGAGAGAGAGAGAGAGAGAGAGAGUGUGUACGGGGCAGGAAUACGCGAAUGAGCAACAAACUAAACUGGAGCGCUGCGUGUAGCUCGUGCUGCGUGUAAGCAACUUUGACGUUGAGUUUUGGUUUUCGGCUUCACUUCGCCUUAUAGUUGACUUUUGUACUCCAUGAGCUACGCUGCUGAUCUCUCAACUUCAGCGUGGCUACCUAGGAGGAGAGAGAAAACUUUUCCUUCUGCUGUUUCUUCUGCUUCUUUUUCCUUCACACGUUGCUUUGCAUAUCGUCUCUAAUGGAGGGACCGGUUCGGAUUUGCUGCUUUCAGAAUGCUUUUUGCUGCUAGUGUGUUUAUCUGGCUUGGUUUUCCCUCCAUCGGAAGGGCAGGUGUGCAUGUGAAGGGUGUGUGAGUGAGACCCCUGGUUAGCAUCCUGAGGUGAAGCAGCAUCAUGGAAGACAAAGGCCUAAGAGGCCUGAAGGUUCUGUCUGUUGUGCUGUGCAUUUGCCAAACCCUUCUUCUUAACUGCCCUUUUGCAUUAUCACUUUUGUUCCACACACAACCUGCCUCUGUGGUUCAGAAGCAGGGUAGCACUGUUCACCUGCACUGUUCGGUGCAUGCUGCCUCAGCCACAGUCACCUGGUUGUUCCAAGGUCAUGCCCUGGAGCCGGGGUUGUUACCUGGGGUAGAGGUGCAGCCUGACAGAAUCACCCUCUCUUCUCUCCAGCCCCAAAACACUGGCACUUACCAGUGCGUGGCACACUCAGACACAGGUUCCAUCAUCAGCCAAUGGGCACGGGUAACCAUCGCAGAUAUUACGGAGUUCGGCCAGACUAAUCGGCGGUCUUUAGUAGAAAAAGAAGGGAACACUGCUGUUAUAGAGUGCCAGCUACCUCGGAGCACCCCAGCUUUGCCACGUUACAGAAUACGGGGAAAUUGGAUAGAGGAGUCUACAGAUGAAUAUUUAAUCCUUCCUUCUGGGAACCUUCAGAUAGUCUCUGUUUCUCCAGAGCACAAGGGCAUGUAUAAAUGUGGAGCUUAUAAUCCUGUUACCAGAGAGGUCAAGGUCGAGCCCUAUGGCACUAAGCUCUUUGUGAAAAAUUCUGAUGGUCCUUCCCCUGUGGGGAUAGUAUAUCCAGUCAACUCUGUCAACCUGACAGUGGAACAGUCUAUGUCCUUGGUUCUGGAAUGUGUAGUAUCAGGAAAUCCCUCUCCUGUUGUUAAAUGGUUGAAGAAUGGCCAAGAGCUGCUUCUUACUUCCAGAAUGAGACUUCUACAUAGUAAUCUGGUGCUGAGUGAUGUUCAGAUAAGUGAUGGAGGAAAUUACACUUGUUUUGUUCAAGCAGAGGAAGGUGCUUUGGCCAGUGCCAACUAUACUGUGGAUGUACUUGGUCCUCCUAUUAUACUAAGAGGUCUGAGUGACACGGUUGUGAAAUCUGGUUCAUUAGUGAAGUUCAGUUGUGCCAUCUCAGGAAAUCCUGUUCCUAACAUCACCUGGCUCUUCAACUCUUCCCCAGUUUUAUCUUCAAUACGACUCCAGAUAUCCCACUCCACCCUGCACAUUUUUUCAGUCACUACUCAGGACCAGGGCAUGUACCAGUGUGUGCUAGACAACAGGAUUGGCUCGGCACAGUCAGCUGCCAGACUUAGCAUUCAGCUUGAUCCGCAGACCACGUCAACCACUGCUGCUACAAUAGAUAUGCAACCGACUGUCCAACAAGUCCAGAGUGAUGAGGGAGAGGGGCUGUUCCUACCAUCGGAUGGUGAUGUCAAAGGUUCAUUCACAGAGAGGACCAGUGACAAGCCAACUCCAGAGGCCCCAAUCAUUAUCAGUCCACCACAAACACAUAGACCUAAUGCUUAUGAACUGGAGUGGCGGCCAGGGCGAGACUGGGGGAAACCAAUCAACGCCUACUUUGUUAAAUAUCGCAAGGUGGAUGAAAUGGGCAAUGUGGUGGGGAGUUGGCACACAGUACGAGUUCCCGGUAGUGAAAGGAGCCUCCCCUUGUCGGACCUGGAGCCUUCUAGUCUGUAUGAGGUGCUGAUGGUGGCACGUAGCAAUGCUGGCGAGGGCCAACCCGCCAUGCUUACCUUUCGAACCGGAAAGGAGAAGAGCUCCUCCUCCAAUAAGAAUCCCUCGAAGGCCCCAUUUGUGUCUUUGCCUGAGAAAGCCCCCGAAGAUAAAAUCAAUACGCACUAUGGAGUGGUCAUCCAUGACAGAGUUCCUGAGGCCCCAGAUAGGCCAACCAUCUCUAUGGCAUCCGAGAAUUCAGUUUACGUCACAUGGAUUCCACGGGCCAAUGGUGGUUCUCCAAUCACAGCUUUUCGCGUAGAGUACAGGAAGGGCCGCAGUGUGGAUUGGAUCAUAGCCGAUGACAACAUCUCACCUCUCAAGCUGUCUGUGGAAAUACGCAACUUAGAAGCAGGUUCCACGUACCGUUUCCGCGUCAUUGCCAUGAACAUCUAUGGUGAGAGUCCUCAUAGUGCCACCUCCAGGCCAUACCAGAUAGCAAUGACAAGUUCACCUGUGUCCAACCGACCCGUGGCUGGUCCUCACAUCUCUUCUACUGAUGCUGUCAGUGACACUCAGAUCAUGGUGCGAUGGACUUACACUACAUCUAGUAACAACAACACUCCCAUCCAGGGCUUCUACAUCUACUAUCGGCCUACGGACAGUGACAAUGAUGGUGAUUAUAAGAGGGAUGUGAUUGAAGGUAUCAAGCGCUGGCACAUGAUUGGUCAGCUCCAACCUGAGACAUCCUAUGACAUCAAGAUGCAGUGCUACAAUGAUGCUGGAGAGAGUGAUUAUAGUAACGUGAUGAUAUGUGAAACUAAAGCACGCCAGCUGCCAGGUGUUCCCAGUCAGAGGCCCAUCACUCCACCAGUUGUGUACCCACCCAGUUCAAAUUAUUCAGCAGGUGGUGUCUUGUACCUGAUUGUGGGCUGCAUAUUAGGAGUCAUGGUGCUUAUCCUUCUUAUCUUUAUCAUCAUGUGUUUGUGGAGAAACCGUCAGCAACACAGCAUGCACAAGUACAACCCUCCUGGUUACCUGUACCAGCCUGCUGAGAUGAAUGGUCAUAUUAUGGAGUACACAACACUAUCUGGCUCCAGCCAGCUCAAUGGCAACCUGCAUGGCAGUCAUGGGAACAGUGGGUCUGUCAUGUCUCAGGGUUGCCAUCACCUCCACCAUAAAUUCCCCAAUGGUCAGACACUGCUAAAUGGCUCAGGUCCUGUCUACAGUCUGGGACAUUCCCACACCCAUGACACAUCUCUGCCCCACAGCACUGUGGACUUUGAGCAUACACACCCUCACCAUUUGCACAGUCGAGGAAGCAUGUACACAUCUGUUACCCAGACAGACUCUUCUGACUGCAUGAACUGCCAGAACUUCUGUAACAACAACAGGUGUUACACAAAAGCCAAUGGCAAUUUCCCAGGUGGCCUAAAGCACCACCUGGUACCUUGCCAACCUAAUGGUCUCGAGAUGGUGCCUUUAAACCAUGGCUCACACCUGCACCAUAGUAAAGACAGCCCAGUGCAACAGGGUACUUGCGAGAGGGUGGAUGUGAUCAGAGAACAGAUGCAAGUGAACUCAGACUCGACAUCAUCCCAGAGUUUUGAGAGUAAAACCGAAGUGGCAGGCACCAACUACAGCAGAGAUUCAAUACAGUGUUUGAACUCAGACGAGCCAUUGAUGUGUUUGGAGAGGCUGGACCUAUCUAAUUUGGACUGUAAAGAGAAACCCACCUGGAUUUCCACUGCAAGUCUAAAUGGGGACCUUAUUCACCCAACAGCACAUGAGAUCUGAACUUUCUCUCUCAUACAAACACACACAUACACACAAACAUACCUUUUCACGUAUUCACUUCCUAAACAUGCAUAUCGACACAAGAACUGCAGACAAUGAAGAAACAUGAAAAUGUAUUCAGAGAAAAAAAUACGCCAGCACUGUAAUGCUCAGACUUUACCUGAAGGACACUAUAUUGACCUACUGUGCUGGAUGUGAAUGAGGGAGCAAUGGAGGGAAAAGUAGGCACAGAAGAAUGGAUUUUGGAAGUGCUGUCCCUCUUUUUCAUCUGUGCGAAGGACUUAAAAAAAAAAAGGAAAAGAUGGCUUUUCCUUUAGAUGGCUUAUUUAUUUUUUUUAUUAGUAAAAUAUUAUUUCGUAUGAAUGUAUCUGUUUUAAGAAAAAAAGUUAGUCUUUUAUAUUAUUUAUGCUUUUUGGAUGAAAUACUUUUUUAUUUUUAUUUUUGUCAUUUUUAGUUUUCCCACAUUCCACACAGUGUGGAGUUCAACCAUUGUAUGUGUAAAGUUGUGUAAUAAUAUAAAAAAGUUAUGGAAGA